AUGCCCUUGGAGGGUCCAGAAAAGCAGCGCUUCUCAAACAUGCAUAUGAAUUACCUGGAAACCUUUUUGAAUGCAGAUUCUGAUUCAGUAGAAGGGAUUCUCUGGGGUUUUUUUAAGCUACUCAGCUACACGAGUAUUAGUCACUCCCUUCAUAUCCACAUAGAAAUCACAAGGAGGCAGUACUUAUAAACAUUCAAAGAUUGCUUUACUUGUUUUGAUGCUUUUGAUGUAGUAUUAAAUCAUCUUACACAAAAUGUGUGCCUAAGUAGCAAUGAUAUCUCUCAUCUUUGCCAGAUACUAAUGAACCAUAGCGAGUCAAUAGGAAUGAAAUUAUUCAAAAUUGAAAAGGAAUUAGAAUCUGAAGAUUCCAACAGUAGUCUUUAUAGGUUUCUAGAAAGUAAUUAUUUUGUUUCUUGCAAAAGAAAAUAGGAUGAUGAGAAUGGUAAUGCAACAGUUGUAUGUUUGGAAUAUUUCCCUGACCAGUUCAUAUUUACAGUUAGGCAGCAGUUAAUUCAAAGCAGAAAUGAUGAGCCAAGAUUGACUAUUCCGAAAGAGAUACUCUUUACUGGCAUAGUUAAAUAUUAUAAUCAAGAGAGAGAGAUUGUUCUCAAUAAAGCCUGGGUGGCCCUUAAACAGUCCCUUUCAUCCCUUGCUGCUAGUAAAAGAUCAUCCACAUAUUGGAGCAAGGUUAUCUCGGGGUACUCACUGCAGAAGAGGCUCAAAUCUUUGUUGAGUGCUUCAUCAAAGAUGGUGGGGGAGUUCUUAAAUCCUCGAGGUAGUCGAGGUAGUCGAGUCCAGGAGACAUCUGAUAUGAAUUUUGACGCCUUCUCUGGCUUCAGAGCUAAUGGGGUAUUGUCUAAUCCAAAUGGGCAUAGCCCCAGAGGUAAAGCCAAGUUGAUUACUUCCGUUUUCUCGUCAUGCGUAAGAGAGUUUAUUCCAGGCAGUGCUUUAGCUGCUUCUGCCAGGAUUCGCUCCCUUUCCUCCGUAGUGAAAAGGACACCAGUUAUUUCAUUGGAUCUGGUUGAUAAGAAACUUCAGAAGCUUCCGCAUGGAGAAGAUUCAGAUGCCAUAUCAGGUUUCACAUUUCGUCAGCCCAUGACAAACAAAGAGUUUGGAAAACUAAGAUCAAUUCAAUAGCUUCACCAGAUGGCUCUUGAAGUUAAUAGUAACUCCAGCAUCUCUUUGAAACAAACAAACAAAUUA
This is a messenger RNA of Ictidomys tridecemlineatus (thirteen-lined ground squirrel), 1203 nucleotides long. RefSeq names its product DEP domain containing 4 (gene Depdc4). Lineage: Eukaryota; Metazoa; Chordata; Mammalia; Rodentia; Sciuridae. The record is from RefSeq and is a predicted model, not a curated record.